ACUUCCACUUCCGGUAGACUGUUGCUAGGUAACGGCUGGAACGCGCAUCUCCUCCUCGCUCGUGAAUGCUAGCUAACAACUAGCUUCCAGAAGCGGCGGAAACGCGGUUCUGUGUUCGCGGUUCCCCGUGAACUGUGUUGUUGUUAAACCAUGAACGUCAUCAAAGACGGUGAUUAUACGGCGACCGUCUACAAACUGAUUAAAGACUCUCAGUACGGAGAAGCCAUCCACAUCCUAAACGCACAACUGCACAAACACAACAAGUCCAGAGCGGCGCUGUCUCUGCUGGGUUUCUGCUACUACCACCUGCAGGACUUCAGCGGCGCUGCAGAAUGCUACGAGCAGCUCACCCAGCUGCACCCGGAGGUGGAGGAGUACAAGGUCUACCACGCCCAGUCCCUGUAUAAAGCUGGAGCUUACGCCGAAGCAAUGAAGGCGUCCUUCGCUCUGGACAACCCCAGCUCUCACCUGAAGAUGCUCAAGCUGCAGGCCUGCAUCAAAUACUGCGAGGAGGAUUUCAGCGCCGCCAAGUCGCUGCUGGAGCAGCUGCCGCAGGAAGACUCCGACUACGUCUACAACAUGGGCUGCCUGCUCUACCAGGAGGGCAAGUACGAGGACGCCUGCAGGAGCUUCACGGCCGCCGUCGAGGUGCUGGGAUACGUCCCCGCUCUGUACUACAACCUGGCCCUGACCUUCUACAGCCUGAAGAACUUCCCUCAGGCGCUCAAGUACAUCACAGAGAUCAUCGAGCGAGGGAUCCGGGAGCAUCCAGAGCUGAGUGUGGGGGUUUCAACCGAAGGUGCAGACGUGCACAGCGUGGGGAACACGCUGUUACUGCACCAGACCGCGCUGAUCGAGGCCUUCAACCUGAAGGCGGCCAUCGAGUUCCAGCUGAAGAACCUGAAAGGAGCGCAGGAGGCUCUGACAGACAUGCCCCCCCGAUCACAGGAGGAGCUGGACCCGGUGACCCUGCACAACCAGGCCCUCAUGAACAUGGACUCCAGGCCCUCCGAAGGCUUCGAGAAGCUCUCCUUCCUCAUGCAGCAGCCCCCCUUCCCUCCGGUCUGCUUUGGAAACCUGCUGCUGCUUUACUGCAAACACGAGUACUUCGACCUGGUGGCUGACGUUCUGGCAGAAAACGCUCAUCUGACCUACAAGUUCCUGUCUCCGUACAUGUUCGAGUUCCUGGACGCUUCGCAGACCAGCCAGACGGCGCCGGAGGAGGCGUUCAGGAAGUUUGAAGAGAUGAGCGGGAAACUGACGGAGCAGCACCGGAAGCUGACGAAACAGGUGCAGGACGCCCGUUUGUCCCGAGACGAGGAGGCUGAGAAGAAAGCUCUGCAGGAGUACGACGUGAUGCUGGAGAAGUACAUCCCGGUCCUCAUGGGCCAGGCCAAGAUCUACUGGAACCGCGAGAACUUCCAGAUGGUGGAGAAGAUCUUCCGCUCCUCGCUGGACACCUGCAAAGACUCGGACACCUGGAAGCUGAACGUGGCCCACGUGCUCUUCAUGCAGAACAAGUACAAGGAGGCCAUCGGCUUCUACGAGCCCAUCGUCAAGAAGCACUACGACAGCGUGGUGCAGUGUAGCAUUCAGGAGUGUCCCUGCAAGAGCAAACCUUCGAUCCUGAGCGUGAGCGCCGUGGUCCUCGCCAACCUGUGCGUGUCCUACAUCAUGACCAACCAGAACGAGGAGGCUGAGGAGCUGAUGAGGAAGAUCGAGAAAGAGGAGGAGCAGAUCUCCUACGACGACCCGGACAAGAAGGUGUUCCACCUGUGCAUCGUCAACCUGGUGAUCGGGACUCUGUACUGCGCCAAAGGGAACUACGACUUUGGCAUCUCGCGGGUCAUCAAGAGCCUGGAGCCAUACAACAAGAAGCUGGGAACCGACACCUGGUUCUACGCCAAGCGCUGCUUCCUGUCCCUGCUGGAGAACAUGUCCAAACACAUGGUGCUGCUGCGGGACCCCAUGGUCCAGGAGUGCGUCCAGUUCCUGGAGCACUGCGAGGCGUACGGGAAGGAGGUGCCGGCCAUCAUCGAGCAGCCUCUGGAGGAGAACCCGGUCCACAUCGGGAAGAACACCGUCACCUACGAGGCCCGGGUUCUGAAGGCUCUGUUCUACGAGGUGACGGGCUGGAACAAGUGAGGGACGGGUGCAGGGUCGGUUCUGAUCCGAUACAAAGACUCCAUUUCAGAAGAUGUCUUUAUUCAGUAACAUGAUGUCGACGUUCUGUAGGUUUACUGAUGCAGCUAACUCUACAUUAGCAGGACAAUCACAUUCCUGUGUGUAAAUACGGAUCCAAUACAUUUUCAAAAUAAAAGCAUUCAAAAGCA
Oryzias melastigma (Indian medaka) is the source of this 2333-nucleotide messenger RNA. RefSeq names its product fleer (gene ift70). Gene Ontology annotation, molecular function: protein binding; intraciliary transport particle B binding. Gene Ontology annotation, biological process: intraciliary transport. Lineage: Eukaryota; Metazoa; Chordata; Actinopteri; Beloniformes; Adrianichthyidae. The coding region runs from base 151 to 2145 and encodes 664 amino acids. The record is from RefSeq and is a predicted model, not a curated record. Gene Ontology annotation, cellular component: intraciliary transport particle B; axonemal microtubule. The transcript is spliced from 20 exons.